UAGAUUGAAAAACUAGAUGCCACGUAAAAUUACGCCGAAUCCACGACAGCUAUGAUCGGUUCAAGACCCCGUUCUCGAUCUCCAUGUGAAGAACGUCCCCAUGACUUUAAAAGACAGAAAUCUAUAUCAACGCAAUUUGGUGUUUUGAAUGUAGAAGAGCAACCAAUCGACGAGGUUGACGGCAUUGUUGACAAAUGCGUAGAUGUGAUGCAGCAUGGCGUCGAAUAUAUAAAGGAGCACUGUGUACAGUGUUUACAACCUCAGCUGAGUGAGGAUUUGCCUCAAUGGCCUGAAUCUAGAGUGGGAAUCCCACAUCCCAAUGCUCCCAGUCAACGCAUUGACUUAGGAAUGAAAUUUAGAACUAUUCAGUUAGAUAAUGAUCAGUAUGAACAUAGUGUGCUUGAAGUCGAAGAAAAUAGUUCGGCACAUCAACUUAAGAUUAGGAAUGGUGAUACUAUUCACAGAAUUAAUGGUUCUGUCUUAUUGGAUUCUGAUCAUCACGAUGUUGUCAACAAGUUUUUUCAGAUUACCCAAAAAUUCAAACUUACUUUGAGUAGAGCACCGGAAGAUGUUGUUGAUGGUAAUGAUGAUGAUUAUGAAGAUGUAUGUACUUAUAUGGAAAUUGAAGUUGAAAUUGAACUUGAAGAUGAUAAUGUUACAGUUGAAAUUAUUGCUGAGUGGCAGAGGGAGUUCACUAAAAACAAUGUACCAAAACUGCGUUGUUACAAACAGUCAGAUUGUUAUGUCCAUACUGCUACCAGUGAUUCUACUUCUUUGUUGUCAAUGACAUCAAGCUCAUCUGUUAAGAUUAUUCCAGCUCACAUUGAGGAUGAUGGUGGUCAGUGGAUUGUGUAUCUCUAUAGCGUUCUAUGGCCAAUUAAGUUUGACAUCAUAGCUCAGGCUGAUACAACCAAAUACCCAUCUUUUGCCAUGGUUUUAUACAACGUAAAAUAUGACAAAUGUCUGUCCAUUUCGGAAUUGAACCAACUGAUUUGUAUGAAAACUUCCAAAAAGAACCUGUCCAGGUUAAAGACUAUAGACAGCCAUGUAUUUUUUAAAAAGAAGUGGGUGAAAGGAAGUGACCAUAUUGUGUUUGAGUCAGCAAAAUACAGAGAUCUCUAUUUAGCCAAGAGUGGCAAAGGUGUCUUAUUGAUAGAACAGAAAGAUUCCAGUGAUCUGGAACCAAGUACAAAAUUCAAGUUAAGCAUGGAUGUCUAA
Saccoglossus kowalevskii is the source of this 1218-nucleotide messenger RNA. RefSeq lists its product as uncharacterized. Gene Ontology annotation, molecular function: protein binding. Lineage: Eukaryota; Metazoa; Hemichordata; Enteropneusta; Harrimaniidae. The record is from RefSeq and is a predicted model, not a curated record.